AUGGCUGAAGCUCAAUUGCAAGACUACCCCUCGCUCUUUUCCCUCAAGGGCAAGGUUGCUGUCGUUACUGGUGGAUCUCGAGGCCUUGGACUCCACGCAGCUUCAGCAUUCCUUCAAGCGGGCGCGUCAAAGGUUUUCAUCUCAUCCCGCAAGGCCGCCGCAUGCGAAGAAGCCUGCAAGGCUCUCAAUGCGCUCCCCAACCUUUCUCCCGGCGCCGUCGCCAUCUCAGUUCCCGCGGACUCGGCCAAGUUUGAGGGUGUAGAGAGUCUGCUUGCGCAGGUCAAGAAGCAUACUGAUCGCGUGGAUAUUCUCUUCGCUAACGCAGGAGCUACGUGGGGUGAGUCUUUCGACACGCACCCUGACUCUGCCUUCGCCAAGGUUAUGGAUCUUAACGUCAAGGCCGUGUUCAACACAAUUCGCCUGUUCACCCCCAUGCUGGAGAAGGGUGCUUCGCUGCAGGACCCCAGCCGUGUUAUCAUCACAUCUAGCACUGCCGGACUUGGUGUCGGCACAAUUGGAACGCAGGGCACAUAUGGCUACUCCGCUAGUAAGGCGGCAGUGAUGCAUCUGGGACGCAACCUGGCUAUGGAGCUGGGACCAAGGCACAUCACCGUCAACUCCAUCAACCCCGGUUUCUUCCCUAGCAAGAUGUCCAACGGCCUGCUGGAGAUGUCAGGUGGCGCUGAGCAAUUCGCAAACAGCAACCCCAUGCGCAGACUUGGACAACCUGAGGAUAUUGCUGGUGUGGUCGUUUAUCUGUCCAGUCGGGCUGGGUCGCAUGUUAACGGCGAGGCGAUCGCUAUUGAUGGCGGUGCGUUGUGGCAACGAGGAGAGCUCAUGGCGGAGCACAAGGCGAAGCUGUAG
Fusarium sp. VM40 is the source of this 864-nucleotide messenger RNA. NCBI's taxonomy places the organism in Eukaryota, Fungi, Ascomycota, Sordariomycetes, Hypocreales, Nectriaceae. The record is from the annotation of a GenBank genome assembly.